CUGCAGCCAGGACAGCAACCUCCCCACCCUCAUAUCCAGCAUACAUCGAAGCCGCCACCUCGUUAUGCCCGAGCAUCCAAGCCGCUGUGACUUCACGAGAGGCAGUGUGGAGAUUGGCCUGAGACCCACAGGUGACCUGUUGGGCAAGAGGCUGGGCUGCUCUCCCCACAUCACCAGCGACUGUUCUUCAGAGAAGAAGGCCCGAAGCGAGUCCCCCCAAGAGACUCUGCUGCUUCCAGAGUUCGGGCCCACUAUGGCUCCCGAAGACCACUACCACCGGCUCAUGUCAGCCUUGAGUGAGGCUGGCCCCUUUGAGGACCCCCAGCGUCUCUACCACCUGGGCCUCCCCAGCCAUGAUCUCCUGAGGGUCCGGCAGGAGGUGGCAGCUGCAGCUUUGAGGAGCCCCAGUAGCCUGGAAGUCCACCUGCCCUCAGCCACAGUAGGUCAGCGCCGGAAACAGGGCCUGGCUCAGCACCGGGAAGGCACGGUUCCAUCUGCUGCCCCGUCCUUCUCCGAGAGGGAGCUGUCUCAGCCGCCCCCCUUGCUGUCGCCCCAGAAUGUCCCCCACGUCGCCCUGGGCCCCCAUAUCAGGCCCCCUUUUUUGGGGGUGCCCUCGGCUCUGUGCCAGACCCCAGGCUACGGAUUCCUACCCCCCGCCCAGGCAGAGAUGCUUGUCCGACAGCAGGAGCUCCUUCGGAAGCAGAGCCUGGCCCGGCUGGAAAUGUCGGCAGAGCUCCUUCGGCAGAAAGAACUGGACAGCGUUCAACGACCGCAGCUGCUGGUGCCAGAGACGGCCCUUCGGGCUCCUGAGGGUGCCGACGAGCUGCAGCGGCGCGGGGCCAUGUUGGUGUUGAAACACAGCGCGGCUCCGCUGCUGGCCCUGCCCCCACAGGGCCCCCUAGGCCCGGGUCCCCCGACCCCACCCCCACCCCGGGAGCCUGCUUGCCGUGCACCCCGUAAGGGGGGCCUGGGCUGUGCUUCACCCCGGUCUAGCGAGCCCAAGGAGACGGAGACGACAGGAGCUGGGCUCUGGGCUCAAGAUGGCUCCGAAGAAGACCCCUCCAAGGACUCAGAAGGAGAAGACCCAGAGAUGGCCGCUCCUGCGAGCAGGGGCGCUAAUCCUGGCCAAGUCCCAGCUGGAGGAACCAGCGUGGAGGGCAAAGGGCUUCUCUCAGGACCCACGCUGCCCCCUCCAUUGCCCCUGGGUUUCCCCUACUCAGCCAGCCCCUACUUUCACACAGGUGCCAUGGCAGGGCUUAUGGCUGAUGGGGAGGCCACACCCCCUGAGGAUAUCAGCAAGUGGACAGUGGAGGAUGUCUGCAGCUUCGUGGGGGGCCUGUCUGGCUGUGGAGAGUAUGCUCCGGUGUUCAGAGAACAAGGGAUCGAUGGAGAGACCUUGCCUCUGUUGACAGAGGAGCACCUGCUGACCACCAUGGGGCUGAAGCUGGGGCCUGCCCUCAAGAUCCGUGCCCAAGUGGCCAAGCGCCUCGGUCGCAUCUUCUACAUGGCCAACUUCCCUGUGGCCCUGCCGCUACAGCCAAGCCUUCAAGCCCCUGAGCAGCUGAGCCCAGGACAGCAACCCCUGUCCCCAGCAACAGCCACCUCCCCCUAUGAAGGGGCCCUACUCCCUCCACGUCGAGCCUCACCAAAGCAGGAGAACGGAACAGAGACAGUGGCUCUGCUCCCAGGGGCUCCAGAACCCUCCCAGCCUCUGUGCUGAGCUUAAGGGUGCCCAUGCAACAGUCCCACCCCUAUAGGGCUUUUUUU
Castor canadensis (American beaver) is the source of this 1767-nucleotide messenger RNA. It is a transcript of the gene Samd11, whose product is annotated as sterile alpha motif domain containing 11. Lineage: Eukaryota; Metazoa; Chordata; Mammalia; Rodentia; Castoridae. The record is from RefSeq and is a predicted model, not a curated record. Gene Ontology annotation, molecular function: DNA binding; protein binding.